UUCUAUAGCUGCACGUACCUAAGCGUAGCAGUUUCCAUCUUGCUGCCAGAGUAUCAAAGCGGUCCAAGCAUAACCGGAUUCGACGUGGUCAGCUUCUUGUGUGGUGUCUGCAACUGUUGUUGAAGCUUAUCGCGGCUGUUGUGAUGUAGUCUGUAACUACUUUAAAACGCGUGUGGAGAGUCCGUGCGACUGAAAACAUGAGUGAUAUGCCCUGCAUAACGUACAUGACUCUGUAUAUUCUUUCCCUGCACGUCAUUCAGAGUAAUUCAAGGGCUUCUACAGGAUGGAGGUUAGAUCCGGAGGAGGGAAAAAUUGUACAGACCACCAUAUAUCCCAACGCUUUUGGGCCUCAAAGUACCGAGGAUCUAAUUUUUGACAUCAUAUCGUCCACUGUUCAUGUUGGGAACACCUGGACCAAAACGGUUGCAGGCAACCUGUGCAAAGAGUGUCAGUCAACAAACACUUCUGUGUCAGGAACAACAAACGCAGUUAACACAACAAGCGACAUUUCAAAUGCCACCAGUCGCUCUCUUCCUGUGCCGAGCAAGAAUUCCCGCCACUGUAAUGGAUCCGCUUCCAAUAAUGUUAAAGCGAAAUUGACAGCCCCAGAUGGAACAGUUUUGAAGAGCAAAGAACCUAAACCUGGGGACUUGGAGGAGUUGGACUGUGGAAAACCUGUUAAUUUUACAUACUAUGACAACCUUUUGGGCGUUUCAAACCGACAGUCUCAUCCUCAUGUACCUGAGGUACAAAUGGAAUUAAUAUUUAAAAAGAAAAUGGUCAAAGAACAAGAUGUUGAAAAUAUGGAAAGAAAGUUGAGAAAAGCAAAACGAGAUAAACCCAAAUCAGUGAAGCUCUACAACCAAAUAGGGAACUUCUGGCGUAUAAAAGGAGACACUCAAAAAUCCAUCGAAUGCUUUAGAAGGGCAUUAGCUGUCUCACCUGACAAUGCAGAGGUGCUGCUUAAUUUGGCUAGAGUCAUGUUGAAUCUCCAGUACUGGGAUGAUGCCCUGAAGUUAACUGUCUGGUCUUUGGACAAGACCGACAAAAACGCAUGGCAACAACACUUUACUUUAGGAGAAAUUUUCAAGGCCAUCGGUCAGUACCGAAAUGCAUCAGCACAUUUGAGACAUGCUGUGGAGCUCAAACCUGACUUUGAGCCAGCUGUUGAGUUACUUCGCAGUAUUGAAGAAGCUAAAAAUGUGCACCUAUACACAUUGUUUAUAGUUUGUAUUCUGGCAUUGGCUGUCAUUCUAGUCAUUCUCUUAGGGUGUCUCCUUGAUGAUGAUGAGGAUGAUGUUGUGGGUCCCAAAGUUCAGCGCCAUUACAAUAAACCACUUGGUGUGCGAUCCCUGAAACUAGGGAUAUCCUCACGGGGUUUUCGUAAUAAGGGGUCAGGCAGGAAUGGAGGCCACAGCUAAAGGCAUUCAGUCCAAACAUCCUCUUUCCUUUUGUUAAGUAUUUAACUGAAUAUUGUUUGUAGCAGCCUGUAUUUAAUUUGGUUCUACCAAGCAACUUUCUUAAGACUGGGAUUCUUUGCAAGAUAAAUACUUUUGUUGUGAUUUCUUUGUGUUCAAGUUUGAUUUUAGUCUCACCUUGUGAUAAAGUUAAUGUACAAUUGAAGUAAGAGUAAUAUUGUAUUAGUAUAGUUUUAAACUGAGAGCCCUCAGUACAAAGUUAUUAUGUUCUUGUCAUGCGUAAAUUAUUGGGUUCAACUGGCUGAUUUCUGUCACUUGUCCAAUUUCCAGUGUGCAUGUUAGUCUGUGUACAAGUUCCUUUAAGUUGUUGUGUUUUCCUUUCCCUUUUUUUGUUGUUUAAUUUGGUAUGUAUGGCAACUUAUUAUCAUGAGACAUGCUUUCAACACAGAGUGAAAAUCUUUCUCUAUGAAUUUGUGAGUAUAAUAGUACUUUUUAUUUACAAUACAACCUUCUUCAUUUCAUAUGAAUGUCCUUGAUUGUUACGAAUUGAGAACUUUUCAAAAGACCUGACUUUCAGCUCGGGUAGCAGAACUUAUUUGCUGCCAAGAGAGAAAACAGUGAUGAAAAAUUUUGUUUUGUUUUAUAUAAUUUAAUUUUAACAAAGUCUUUUGAUCAAUACCUCAAGGAACUAUUAUUUAGCUGCGCUUGUUUGGACACAUCUUAUUUUACCCUGUGUUUAUUGCGACAAAGUCUCUCGUUUUUGGUCUUCUGCCACAUUUGAUUUUAUUUCCUCUUUCUGUUUUCUGAGUUAUCUCACUCAAGGUUACUGUUGACUUAUUUCUGUGUGGAGUCUUGCAAAUACUUCAGAUUGUAGUUGUAAGGGCAACUCUUUUCAGGAGUUACAAGAAUUUUAAUGUCCUCUUCUCCAUUAUUGAAUUUUAUCUCAAUUUUGACACUUCCAAAACCCUAUUUCAAACCUUGAAUUGUUUGGCAAGAGUUUGGUGGACUUCCAGAGUGUUGGAUGUGUGGAUGUAAAGCACUGAAUCAAUUGAUUGUCUCCAUGUCUCCAUUAAUAUUUGAAAUUUUCAAGGUUUGACUUUGCUGGGGCUUCAAUACAUUAGAUGUUUUUGGAGAGAUGUAGCCUCUUUCUAGUAAUAGACUCCUUGCAAUCUCAAUAGAGUAUUGUGUUUGCUCCACUUUUAGGAAUGUAGGAUAUUUGUAUUAUGAGUGAGAAGACCGAUCUAAUGUGUUAGAGAUAUUGUUUGUCAACUGGAGCACAAGCUACACUGCUAUCAAGUAUUAAACCUGUACAUAAUCAAGUUAUCUGUUAAAGAGUAGAAAUUGUCAGAUAGUUGUACAAGACCGUAUGUUGUGAAAUCUAUUGCACAUUUUGCUUUACUGUAUGUUCAAAUACAAGGAGCAAUGAUUAUUCAUAGCAUUCCAAAGAGUGUGUCCUCAAUUUUUGAGACAAUCUAGGGUGUCAAACUUGUGCAUUUUCUAAAAUGCAAUCUGGGCUAUCGAGUUUUAUGUUGUUAUAUCUUGUCCAGCCUUAGCAAUUUGUAUGAGUGCUGCUUUGGCCAAGUCAAGUGUGCAUGUAACAUGUAACUGUAGUGACAUAUUUGUGCUAAAAAUGCCUUCCUUGGCAUAUUUGUCCAAUCUAAUAAAGUUGCACCAAUGUGCUGCUAACUGUCA
Messenger RNA from Thrips palmi, 3110 nucleotides. RefSeq lists its product as uncharacterized. The record is from RefSeq and is a predicted model, not a curated record. Lineage: Eukaryota; Metazoa; Arthropoda; Insecta; Thysanoptera; Thripidae. Gene Ontology annotation, biological process: actin filament polymerization. Gene Ontology annotation, molecular function: protein binding. The transcript is spliced from 6 exons. Gene Ontology annotation, cellular component: actin cytoskeleton; cytoplasm. The coding region runs from base 198 to 1421 and encodes 407 amino acids.